GAUUAAAGGCGAUCUAAUAGAGUUGGCAUAUAACGUGGACAACAUAGAAACUGGUUGGGGAAAAGGCAGGGAGGAGGCAUACGUCGUGGUGCAAUACUACAAUAUUCGAACUGCGUGCUUGUGUUUGUCAGUGUCAUCAUCCUUCUGCAGUUCGUCGACGUCUGUGUUUUCUAUCCGUCAUGUCAGGGUCCCAGUCACCAGAUGACACCUUGAACGGGUCAUGGGUGGAGUUGGAGGGUCUGGUGGUAGCCGCAUCGUCACAGAGGGAAAGCCAGGCAGGACCACAGGACACUACCUCUCUUCUCCUCCAGGGGGAGCUGGAGAGGAUCCUACAGGAGGCACAGCUGGAGAGCGAGAGGAGUAGUCACACCGACAGUCCUCCACAGAUCAUAACUCCACGAACCUCCCCCCGACCAGCCAGUGAAGGCAGUGGAGGCAGCAGCAGUACAGACGUCAUCACCAUACAGUCUGAUGACAGUGACAGAAGAGUGAGCGCCGAAUGGGUCUGGGAUUGGUCCAGUCGACCGGAAUACCUCCCUCCCAAGGAGUUUGUGUUCCACCACCCCAAGCAGUCGGGCACGGCGCUGAGUGUGAGGAAGAGCGAGGUGAUGAAGAGAGGCCUCUUCUCCUCCGACAUGCUGCUGCUGCUGCUGCCCUCCCUGCUGGCCUCGCACGCCCUCACGCUGGGACUCGGGAUCUACAUCGGGAAGCGCUUGGCCUCCUCUUCGACCAACACGUUGUGAACUUUCCCUUCCCCAUUCCUCCCCUCUCUCUUGGUGGCAGCGCUCCUUCUCACAGAGAUCUCUCGCUGCCCAUAUAGUCUCCUAGCCCCAAACUCUCCAGACCCAUAUCACGUCUGCAUCACCAACCUAAACGGUCCAGUUAAUUGGAGUGACCUUGGAGAUCAGUCACAGUCUGUGUUCUUCCUUCCUCUCCACUGCCUGUCUUUGCCCCAUAUGUGAGUCUACAAUGGGAAGGAUCAUUUGCAGUACAUCUGUCUAUUGGGCUGGCUGAUUCUACGUAUGUAUGUAUGUACAGUAUGUAUAUGCAUAUGUAUGAGAAGAUAUGCCCAUCUUGUAUUGUGAAUUGGAGUAGUAGGAGGUGUUUUUGUAAACUUGUCUUCAAACUGUGCUGAAUGUAAGUUGUAAUGUGUCUGUGUUGUCACAUGUCAUAGUUAAUUCAGUAAGUUAACUCUGUAGGGGGAGGAUGUAAAGGGUGCCUUUGCCUUUACAUUCAGUUGGGGCCAUUCAAGCCUGUACAUCAAAUGAGGAAAAGAGGAGAGAGAAAAAGUGUGUGUGUGUGUGUGUGUGUGUGUGUGUGUGUGAGAGAGAGAGCGAGAUAGACAGAGAGAGAGAGAGAGAGAGAGAGAGAGAGCGAGAUAGACAGAGAGAGAGAGAGAAUAAGCAAAGAGAGGGGAAGCAAAAAAAAACAGGAAAGACAGUUUUAGUGGCAAUUCCUUAGACUCCUCUCCCCAACCUUCCGAAUAAAAAAGUGUGUCACCCAGGGACAGAUGUGGCCACUAUCCUCUCCUGAGGACACACACAAAUCUAGCGCCCGAGAGAUCACACCCAAGGUAGGAGCAGGGGAGGACGGAAUAGAGGAGGGGAAAGAGGAGGAGGAGGAGGAGGAGAAGUGGAGAAGUGGCGAUUGAAAAGGGAUUGCGGGAUUGGAGUAGGAUAUUGGCUGAAACAGGUGGUGUAAGGAGAAAGAAAGCGCUUACCAGCCUCAUCCUGACAGGUGUGGAUCAUGAAAAGAAAACGGAGGGUGUGUGUGUCUCGGUGAUGCCUGCAGUCUCUCCUGAGUGUGUAUGGGUAUGGUGUGUGUGGUGUGAUGUGUGUGUGCUAGGAGUGAGAGUGAGAGAGACUGUGAGAUUAUGGCUGUAUAGGUUUUCUCACCAAUGUUGAAAGUGACCACAUUAAAUCUAUCACUCCUCACACUUUA
Engraulis encrasicolus (European anchovy) is the source of this 1941-nucleotide messenger RNA. RefSeq lists its product as uncharacterized. Bases 180 to 743 code for a protein of 187 amino acids. Gene Ontology annotation, cellular component: nucleus; endoplasmic reticulum; mitochondrial envelope. The transcript is spliced from 6 exons. The record is from RefSeq and is a predicted model, not a curated record. NCBI's taxonomy places the organism in Eukaryota, Metazoa, Chordata, Actinopteri, Clupeiformes, Engraulidae. Gene Ontology annotation, biological process: positive regulation of apoptotic process; mitochondrial outer membrane permeabilization.